CAUCAAUGGAAUCUAUUUAAUCACAAAAAUAAGAUUUUAGCUAUUCGAUACACCAAUAAUUUUCCCAUUAUUUAUUUAUUUUGAAAUGAACGCCAUUUUAAAAACACUGUACAUAUUAUUUUCUUGUUUUUUAGUAGAAUCUCAAGGAGUGUACACAAGAAAUAAAUACGACAAUUCAGAACAACUGAACUACUUGUCCAGUUUUUUCAAGUCAUUUAAUCACAUUUUUUCCAAAAGACUUAUUCCUGAACAGUUAGACCACCUCAUUCACUCCUAUUUGAGGACCGAUUUCGAAGAUAGAAAUGAAUUCAAUCCAGUGAUCUUUUACACAGGGAACGAAAACCAACCUUCCUCAUCCGAAUCUGAAGGUUUAAACAAUGGAUCCUCGGAUAACUCAAUUGCAGAGUGUCUUUUAUCAGAAGAUGAGAACUUUUCUCAAGUUGUCCAGAAGUUCUACAUGCCCUUGAAAGAUGCAGGGUCAUUUGCAAAGAAUUUUAACUCAAAAGUUGAAGUUUUGGGAAACAGUCAAGAACGUUUCAAGGUUUUGAACCUGGAAGGAAGGGAUCCAGAAUCUGAUGUUUCUCGAGUGAUGAAAAAGAUGAACAUUAAAUGUACCGCAGUACGUGCAGAUAGUAUUUCAGAAACAUGUAAGGCAUGUCUGUAUUUUGAAGAAAUAGUCUUGAAAAGACACUUUAGAUACGGCCAUAUGGUGGAUUGCGGUGUGAUGGAGUGUAUGAACGGCUAUGAUAAGAAGCUAACCAACAGCCCUAGUAAGGGUUAUUUCUUUAACGACUUUGUAAAGUACCAUCCAAUCUGUAUCACCUAAUAAUAAGAACAUAUAAAUAUAUUAUUUAUUUUA
This is a messenger RNA of Theileria parva strain Muguga, 859 nucleotides long. RefSeq lists its product as uncharacterized. The record is from RefSeq and is a predicted model, not a curated record. Lineage: Eukaryota; Apicomplexa; Aconoidasida; Piroplasmida; Theileriidae. Bases 86 to 826 code for a protein of 246 amino acids. The transcript has a single exon.